AUGAAAAUGGCGGGCGAACUGGAAGCUAUGGCAAAACACGAAGACAAGGAUAUACUCAACGGCGCCCCGCUUCAGCACGACGAAGGAGAAGCUCAAGGCGACUCCAAUCGGAAUUUCAUUAACAAGAAGGACAUGCCGCUGGCCAACGCUCGCGGACUGCUGCAACGCGCCGACGGAAAUUUACUGAACAUUCGCGCUGAUGACGACAGCAUCGUUUUGCAGAUUCCGGGAGGUUCAAGGCGUUUCCUCGAUCGCAACGAUACUUACUGCCAGGCGCCCGACUUU
Messenger RNA from Mesorhabditis spiculigera, 285 nucleotides. The record is from the annotation of a GenBank genome assembly. Lineage: Eukaryota; Metazoa; Nematoda; Chromadorea; Rhabditida; Rhabditidae.